Molecule: messenger RNA, 26383 nt
Organism: Xyrichtys novacula (pearly razorfish)
Lineage: Eukaryota; Metazoa; Chordata; Actinopteri; Labriformes; Labridae
Source: the annotation of a GenBank genome assembly
UGAGCAUCAAACCUUUUUAAUCAAAGUUUGUCAAAGCUGUAGAGAAGAGAAGCAGUCGAGGCUAAAACUACAGAUUGGACAGAGUUACAGACUGCGAGUUAAGACGCUAAACCAUCAGAGUGUGCAUCAUUAUUUCAACACAGUUACAAUCUGAAAGUAUAAAUGACACUAUGAAUACACUGUACAAGAAUAAUUACAGACAUGAAACUGUACAUCACACGCCCACUGUCAGAGUGGAUUAUCUGUGCACCCUUUGGUGUGACUAACUCCCCUGAAAAUGACCGUAAAUAGCACCAAUGUUUAAGGUGAGGGGAGGCUCCUCAUAGAAAUCCCCGGACAACCUGAGACCAACUCUCCUCCCCCCAAAAAAGCACCCUCAGGUUGGGCGUUUAAUCCCCAACUGAGGGAUGAAGACUUUGAAAGACAGCAUGUGAGCACAGUGAACUCUCCCUUUAGCAACAAGAAGGGAAUUACAAGUAUUUAUCAUAAAAGGGGGGUGAUACUUUAGGGUGUAAACGACCAAUUGGUUCAAAACCGCUCUGGUGGAUCGCUCCAGACUGCAGUAAAACAGGCUGGAGAAACCCUGCAACACAAUCUCUGAGAGAAAAAGUCAAUAUUUGCACACAAACAAGCUCAUGUUGUUAUUUGUAUUGUCUGACAACACAGUAGAGAGGAUGAAUUUAAUAAGAGUGAGAACCAUUUUUCACUGAAACCAAGAAAAUCUGUAAAAAUUCAUUCUUUACGGCACCAAAGUCCACCGACAAAAGCAGCAACUUUGACUCACAGAACACUGAGAUGUUGAUCUACAGCUGCCAUGUGGGUUUAAGGUAUUGUGUGACAUCUCCCUGCACAAUAAUACACACGUUUGAGAAACCCUGAGUGCAAACAAGUCGCUGUUUUUGUCCAUGGAGUCUGGUGGCGUUAAACAGAGCGAUACAGCAGAUGUUCCCGCUUCAAGAAGAGCAUUAAUUCAUAGAAAAAAAGACACUUAAAAUAACUUUAUUAACCUGUUAGCUUAAAAAAACGACAUUGUUCGCUCACAGUCAUUUCGCUGAAGCAAUACUGAGACUUUUUGGUCAAACUGUGCGCGUAAAAAAACUCAGGCCCAGGUUUAAAAACAGACUUUUAUCUUUUUUUUAGUGAUAAAAUAUCUUUACAGUACUCUGAUAUCUCCACAAAAUCCACCAACAGUCAAAAAUAUUCAAGUACCUGAGUGCAUACUCACGUCACAUUCACCUUAAACUCUAAGACGUUCGACCUUGAGCCAAACCGUCGAGGUUACGGCGAUUCAGUAAAAUAGAAGCUGCACACGCGUCCCUGCGAGCAGUGAGUUAAUGCGUCUGCUGUGCAUUGAGAAGUCCUUGUGAUACCACAUCGGCUGUAAACAUUCAAGGCCUUAUUUAGUGAUUUCUGGAGAGAGUCAAGAGGAUGCUCUGCUACUCUGAUUAUCUGGACGACGUGACCAGACCUUCUGGGGCAAACUUCACACAAUCACUCGAAUUUCAGACACACACCUUAGUGCUCAAAUGUUUCAUUACAGUACCUGUAAUCGACAUAUAUUAUCUAAAUAUAAAUAGCAAUCGGGCUUUAAUACACAAGUGACGAGGGAUUAGGUAGCGUGAUCAUUUUUUGGGGGGGAGGGCUAAAAUUAAGGCUGAUAUACAAAAAUACAGCAGUGACGCGCUCCCACCACAGGAGGGCACUGUCUCAUUGGCAAAUACUGCUUCAGUCACUCACUCUGAUAUGUAGUGUCCCAUCAUUGAACCAUGAGGCACUUGAAACAAAACAACCAAUAACAGAAAUUCUGAAAACCAAUCACAUAUUUAAAAAAAAAAAGAACAGAUAUUCACUGGAAGUUAAUCUUCAUGUUUCAGUAAGUUUUAAAUUUUCGUCUUUUUAAAGAAACUCUUAAUUUAUUUAUUAAUAAACUAACAAAGCACCAAUGAUUUGUAACUAUAUUUUUCACAUUCAGGAUAAAAACCUGAGAUCCUCCUCUGCACACGACACCUAACAGGUUGGAGGAGGAGGGUGUCCGACGUCCAGCCUUCUCUGAGCGGAGCCUCUUUUUCGAGCCGCCGGCACAGCGCUGACUACAUUUCCCAGAGUGCCGGGGGUCUGGAAGAAAGCCUUGGAAGCGGACAGAGGGGCUUCCUUGGGAGUGUGAGGCGUCUGCAGAGGUAGAGAGAGAUGUUAUUAGAGAUGGGAAUCGAGAACCGGUUCCAAAUGGUUCAAUCCAUCGACAACAUUCACAUUUCAACCCGGUGGAUGGUACGAAAAGUUUUACGACAGCGAGUCUUGUUUGGGAGUUUUGAGUUUGUGCAGCGUGGACUAACUGAGCCAGGCGCAGGUAAAAAAAAACACUCAACCCGACCAGAAAACCCUCAAAACCCUAAUUUGACUUAAUGACGACCAAGUAAAUGUACAAAUAGUUUGUCGUUAAAUUUUUAUGAGACUACAUUUUUUUCUGUUAUCAAAGAUUCAAUAAAAUUUUGAGUUAACAUUGAAAACUUCUAGUCUACUUUUUUUUAAAUCAAAGAAAGACAUUGUUAAGAGAAUCGUUAAAGAAUUGAAUUGAUAAGCAGAAUCUUUAAUUGCAACGAUAUCGAUAAAAUUGCAUCAAUUCCCAUCCACAAAAUUUGUUGUCAGAAGGUUUAAAAAAAGCACCACUUUGCAUAAGCUACAUUCAUAAAAACGAUGAUAAAACCACCCAGGAUUGUUUAAACCCACUGUGAGGACAUACUGAAACUGAUACUGGACCUCUUUGUGACCUGAAAAGCAAACAAGACCAUCAGCACCAAGACCGACAGUUUCUAUAGGUAUGAUUAGAGUCUGAAGCCGCUGUGAGGGGUGUGUGUCGGAUCAGAUGACGGCAGAAACGGCUCGUUUUUUUUUAACAUCAAAUAUCCUUAAAAAGCCACACAUGUGAGAUGUUUGCAGGGAUGUAUGUAGUGGGAUGCAUUUCAUAGUUUCUGCAGAGGAGCCUUUAAAAACCAUCAGCUCAUCUAAUCUCUCAUAGCAUCACCGUUGUUGUCCAGACUCAUUAUUAAGUCGGUCUUUAAUUCUCCUUCCCUGCCAGCGCCUCAGCGGGUCGUCAAGAAGCGUCUGUGUUUGUGAAAAAGUUAAGCUGGCAGACUUUCUUUAGUCUCGCAGAAAAGAACAUUAAUCCCUUUUUAACAACUUGGAGCUGAAUCAACUUGGACUGCUGUGACAAACAAACAAAAACUGAACAUGCGCUCGAGUCAAGCUGCGCCGUGGCAUUUUUAAAAGGUGAUCAUCACAGCGGAGAUCUGGAGGUCUUACCAGUGGUUCUGGUGUGUUGAUGCUGACAGUGUGACGAGUCCCUGAAGGAGACUGUGGAGCUCCUGUAGCCGGCGUGAACAUCCUGCCCUGCUCUGGCGUGGACGGCGACGGAAUCGACCUCCCGACCUCCGAGGGUGCUGCGAGGCCAAACGGCGCCGCCCCGACCAUAAAGUGUGCGGGUGACAUCACAGCGGGCAGGCUGAAGCUCAGGUUGUUGUGGGUUUCGGAGGUUUGCUGCUGCAGACCGCCGGCCACCAGGGGGUAGUGAGGGAGGGCUGCAGAGGGAACCAGGAUGUACGGCAGCGGCACGGUGGCGACGCUGCUGGACGGAAGUGCAAGACCGGCCGGCGUCUGACCAGCAGUGAGGAGGAAGUUGAAGCUGCUCAAACCUGAAGAUGAAGCGAUGGAUAAAUUGAGUUUCUAUUAACACAAACAAAACGAGAACUCUUAAAGUUUUAGAGGCGUGUGCGAGUAGGGCUGGGCGAUAAACCGAAAAUUUACAGAUACUGAAAUUUACGAGAAUAAUUGACAUCAUUUUGCCCAUAUCGGUUAAUUCGGUGUCAAAAAAAUAAAUACAAGUUGGUUUUGGAUGUGUGUAGGUAGGCUGUGGUCUCAUGUACCUUUAAGACGCUGUCCUACAAAGAGGGAAAGACAGGUGAGGAGAUGGAGGACGGUUGAAAAGUUGUAGCGGCUGGAGUGGAGUCGAUUAAGGCUGCACGAUAUUGGAAAAAAAUAAUAUUGCGAUUUUUUCAACCCUGCGAUAUAUAUUGCGAUAUUAAAAAUACAGUAUUUUCACCAGAUGACCUGAAUAGCACUUAAUGUUAUGCUGCACUGCUGAAAUCUUGAGGACAGUUAAUCUGCUCUGAUCUUACCUCUUUUUGUGAAUGUUAGUAGAACGGCUUCUGUCUGUCUCAGAGAUAUUUUUAGCUUUUAUAGUUCUGGGACGUUAUUGUGGCGACAGGUGAACACAGAAGACGUGUUUUGGUCAACAUCAUCCUUCUUUUAACCGAAAUAAUUCCAGAUAACUGACUUUCCUUUUCUUUUUGGCAACAAGUCUUCAUUUUCGGUGGUUUUCGCUUGUUCGUUGUUCAUUUUGCGAUCGUUGUUGUUGUUGUUAGCGGUGUUGUGCCGAGAAACGCAUGUCCUCCGAGAAUUGCAUGCACCUCGCAAAACGCGCACUGCUUAUAGUAGAGUGGUCCACGGAAAUGUACAAUUUAAAACCCAUACAGUUCUUAUUUGUUGGGCUUAAUAGUCAUGAGUAAAGUUCCGAAAGUAAUUCUCAGCGGACACACGUCUCCCUCCAUGUGCAGAACAUGUGCAGGGGUGGGUUUCCUCCUCCCUGAUUUUGAUUGACAGCUGGCAGGGUAGUCUGAUUGGCAGCUGAGAAGUGAGUCUGAUUGGCAACUGAGUUAAGGACGAAGGCGAUUGGUGGAUCGCUGCACAGCACAUGCAGAGUCACAUGGAGUGUAUCUCAGUCGGUUACCCUUGAAAUUAAAUGAGUUCAUUCACCUCCAAUAUCGCAGGCUCUGCGAUGUGACUAUCGCACACACGUACAUCGCGAUGACGAUAGUCAAACGAUAUAUCGUGCAGGCCUAGAGUCGAUGAAGUUAAUGUAGGAGGGGGUGAGCAGUAGUUAUCGUCCAUUUAUCGUUAUCGAGGUGAACUGCUCAACAUAUCGUGAUACUGAUUUGAGGCCGUAUCGCCCAGCCCUACACACGAGUGUCUGCGAUCAAAGCCGUGUCCAUACCUGCGUUGUUGGGCACAUAGAGGUAGUGUGAAGGCUGGGCCGGCUCCUCGGCGGGACUCUCAGGGGCCUCCUGCUCUCUGAGAAGACCAGCCGGAUGAUCGGGAGAAGUCCUGUUUCUGCACUCAGCUGAUUCAGGUCUCAUCUGGGAGAAAAAAAAAACACAGGCGAUAAUUAAAGUGGACUCAAAGAUGGAGAAACCUCUGAUUUGUGUAUUUAAGUCAAUAUUCACUUUAUCAUCUUAAAUCAAAGCAGCGUUUAAUGCGUCUCCCCUCUGAUUACACCGGAGUUAACUUCUGCCGAGUCAUGCUGGAGAUCACAGCUUACAGUCUUUUAAUCUACCUUUCUUAAAGACCAUGAAAAAUGUGACUUGUCCAAUUAGCAGGAUUGUGCAGCCUGACUGAUUGCGAGGGUUUUCACUUUACGAACAUCCUGUAAAUCACUGGAAUAAGUUUUUAAUUAAAGCAGGAACGACUUCUUCUAACCAGUCAGCGUGUAGAAAUUCACAUUUCCAAUUUAACGCUCUGCUCUCCAGAGUUAUGACGGGGUCUUGUUAUUUAGCCUCUUAUAAGACAUCAUAUAAUCAUGAAUGAACUGAACUGGAAUAAUAAUGUUGUUAAUUUAAACUACAUGGUGUAAACAAAGCAUAUCCAACAUCCUCUCACCUUGUCAUUUUCCUCUAACCCGGAGAUUCCCUUCUUCUUCCUCAACACCUCCUCCUCCUCUUCCCUUUCUUCCCUCUUCCUCUUCCUUCCCUCCUCAGACUCUGACCCAGGCGACCUCUGACCUUCAGGCCUGUCUGGCGCCCUGUACAGCAUGACCACGGAGGGCUGGGAAAGGCUGGGGAGGUAAGCCAAGCAGUGCGGGGAGGGGGAGUUGGCGAAGAGUUGUUGCUCUGUGGGGAGAGAAGAGGCCAGCAGGGUUGGGUAGGAGGUGGACGGAGGCAGCGGGCUGCUCCUGCUGCUGCAGGUGGAGGAGGUCUGCAGGGAUGCACCAGGACGGAUCCUACAGAGGAAACAAGACAGGAAGGAGCAAGAAGUUAAAAGGCUUGAUUCAAAAGUUAAAGGGAUAUUCCAGCGUAAAAUUCAUUUCUGGUCAAACACACCGUAACCCCAAGUUGACACCCCCUCGAAAGAUGAAUGUUGCCGACCGCUUCCUUCUCUAGUUAUACCAACUUUAGUAACGACCGCACGAUAGCAGUACAGAGAACCACGCCCUCAACCAAAACGCCACUCUAUAGCCACAUUUCUUUAUUAUUUCCUUGUAGUAAUAAUCAUCAUAUUUAUCAUUUUGCUCUGCAGACACAGUAGUUCUUCUGUCUUAGCGUCUCAGUCUGAUUGUAUUUCCAUGAAGAAAUGAUCAUAAAUGUUCUUCCUUGAGCUGCGUCACCCCGCUGUAGUCCGUAACGGACUGGCCUGAGGUCUCAUUACAAACAAGCGUCUGCUGGAAGAGAGUAGGUGAGUUGUGUUUAGUCUCUUUGCUAAAGAAAUGAGUCAAAGUUAAAAAGAUGUUUGGUGUCUAGUACUAUGUCUGUGACCCUAUAUGUCCUGUUGAUGAAGUUAGGUGCUGUUCUGAGCAUUAUUUGAGGUUAUAGAGUGGACUUUUGGUUGAGGUUUGUUUAUGGCUCCUUUGACCGCUGUGUAUUGCUAUCGUGUGGUUGUUUCUAAAGUUGGUAUAACUAGAAAGCAAGCGGGUGUCUAACUCGGUGUUACGGUGUGUUUGACCCUGAAUUAAUUUUACACCGGAAUAUCCCUUUAACUGCUUAAUGCCCAUCAAAGUAUGACUUGUUGUGGACUCUCUUUGAUACGAACAGGCUGUAGCUGCAAAAGCGAGCAACAGUUUACAGUAAAUCAGAGAUCCUCAGGUCGGGGCCUCCUGGUUGUUCCAAAGUCAAGACUUGUAACUAAAGUUGACAGGGUCUUUUCCAUCGGGGCCCCUGAGGAGGUGGAUUUGUCUUCCUUAAUAUAAUGGUCCCCCUGGUCUCAGGUUUUUGUGGUUGGGCUCCUAUGUUGGCCAGGUAUCACGGGUCCUUAUGAUGUCUUUGUUUUAGUGACGUCUCAGCUCAUGUGACACGCAUCAAAACUUUUCUGUCUUCCACUGGUUUUCGUCUUGUCUGGUCUCUUUCCCUCAAGUUUUCCUCCAUGUUAAAGCACUUUGUGAACUCUUAUUAGAAGUGCUGUAUAAAUAAAGUUAUUAUUAUUAUUAUUAUCACCAUUUUCUUAACUGUUUAUCCACUCAGAGGUUGCAGGCAGCUGGAACCGAUCCACACACUUAAUCCUGCAGGGGACUGAAAGUGCAAAUUACCCCGAUGAGCUCAUUUUUGGACGGUGUGAGGAGGUGGGAACACCUGUGAGGAACACAGGUACGCAAACACUGUGUUGCAUUGUUUGUAAAGUGCGGCUGUUGCGGCUUACUUCCAUGUCAUGUUUUGCAUCUGUUCUCUUUUAGUAAACCAUUUGUUAACUCACUCAGUGCUGUUUUCAAUCCUCACUUGACACGCCGUGUUGUUGUUGUUGUUUGUCAUCUUUUUGGAGUAAUCCACAGGCUGGUGUUGUGGACCUGCGAUGAGAGGAAAGGAGAGAAAACACUGUAAGAGUGACGCCGUCCCACAUGUCUAACGGUAACGUAGAAACGGAAACAGAGUGUUACCUGCAGGAUUUCGACGUGGACUGCUGGGUGCAGAGCUGACCUGACGCUGCACGGCCGCAGAGGUUGGUGUGACGUUAAAAGACGCGUGGCGGGGCAUUUUUAACUGUCUGAUGUCUUCUUUUGUUAUCGGCUGAGUGAUUCCAGGCAGAGUGACGGCUGAGGUGUUCACAGAGAGAGAUAACAGCGAGGUUAGCGUUAAAAUAUCAGCAGCUUUAAAUUUAAUCCCCUGAAGUCUUUGAGAAGUGUUUGUCGAGGUCUUACCUCCACUCCCAGAGUUUUUAAACUCCACAGGGCCGAGCCAUGUGAAAGCCGGUUUCCUGCCCCUCUCCUCCCGGACGUGGACUUUCUUUAUCAGGUCCAAACUGGUCAGCACAUUGGCGAUAUCAUACAGCCGGCGCACCUUAGCUACAGGAACAGAGAUGAAGUUUAGUUUGACUAAAAUAAAACAAACCGGACUCACACAUUAGCAGGAAUCCUCUCUGCUCUUACUUUUAUACUUGCUGUGACUGGAUGAGUCCUGGCUCUCCUCGAUGAGGACCUUUGCCGCUGCGUCCAGAGUGACGGUCUGAGUUUUGGACACCAGGAACAGCAUGACGAACUUUUGGCUCAUGAUGCGCAGAGAUUUGUCCUUUCUGUUGCUGCCUGCUACAAAAGCAGAGAAACGUUAGAGAAUAUUUGACACCGCUUCAGGAUCACACACGUCACACAUGAUGGGAUGAUUUUUACAAAUCUCCCAGAAAAAUGAAGCAAUUUUGGUAGAUUUAACUCUGCUUUAUCCCUGAAAACUCUCUAUUAUGGUCCGUUUGAUGUUAUUAGGUUUCAAACCUGCAGGACAAAACUGUGAAAUAAAUCUCACUUCGGAGGCAGAUUUGUUUGAAUUGUGAUUGCUGCUACAGGAAGAUAAGACAGAGGUGCAAGAUGUGUAAAAAACAGACAGAAAACACGUCCUCACUUGUUAUUCACAGGGACAUUUUAACCAUGAAUGCAGAGUGUUUUGUUGUGCACAGAUUUCUUUAUACGACACUUUUACUCAUAUCGUUUUAUCGUUAUAUAUUGUGCGAUUUGAUCUGGAUCGGUGUGCUUUUACUUUUCUCUAAUAUAUUAGAUUUUUUGCACGACUUGUCAAUCAGGUAAAAGGGUUAGUAUGUUUUUGAAAUGUUUCCUCUCACACAAACUGUGCUUGGCUCAGCACAAAACACGAUCUGGAUCGGUGAAAUUAUUUUUUGGAAAUACCUGAUUUUGUGUUUUUUUUAGAAAACUGGUAAAAGUCUGGAAACAAAUAUUUUUUCAUACAUUAUUUUUUCAUUUUCCAUUCUUUUUAAUUCCUGAAAAUUAGCCAAAUUUAUUUCCAUACUUGCGUAGGAACCCUGAAAAAACAGAAAGGGGGCUUCAAACUCGUCAUUACCCUCAGAAUUUAGACGUUAUAGGUUGAACAUUUCCACUGAGGGAGAAAGCUCUGAUUUACUGCAGCCCUGAAUUUGUCGCGAAAUUUACCAACAAAGGGGGGCACUGUUAAUUCACCACCAUAAAUAUUGGAAAUAGUCCUUUAAUAACCUGUUUUUAACGUCUGUUGAUCCUCCUGCUACAAUCACAGGAUCAGAGAGGCUUAAAUAUGCAGCCUGUACCUUUACUGAGCUGUUUUAGUCGUAGCUCUGUGUUUUGAAACGCCGUGACCGCGCUAGAGAAGUCAGGUCAGUAUGUAGAGGCGCUCGUAUGUGGAGGUUAUUUCGCCGCGGUGGCUCCUGCUCUGAUUUUUGUAUGCGCCGCUUUAACGGAAGGUGUUUUAGUUCUGUAAUAAACCUCAGCUCCGUUAAAGCACAACAGUAAAGACAUGCAAAGGUGAAAGAAAUAAAGAACCAGCCUCUCUUCAUUACCGCUGUUGGCGUCUCCUUCUGCUCCAUCAUCCUCACACCCCGCUGCAGCCUCUCUCGCCUCAUUGGCCAUCUCCAUCUGGAGGUGGUAGCCCUGCUGCAGACCCCUCCUCUGCAAAUCCUCCAGUGUGGCCUCCAGCCGCUGGCGACCGUACCAGGUGUAGCUGUUCUUGGCUAUCCGACCCACGAUGGUGAGGGACUCCAGCACGUUGACGAUGUCGUAGAUGCGCCGCCGCUCCACUCCUGAAUGUUUCAGAGAUGACGACAAACUUGAGCGUGGAAAAAUACGAGCUCACAUUUCACACUUUUUAGCGAGAGUUAUAAAGACUAGCCGGCCUUGCUCUGAUUUGCAGCCUGGUGUCCGUCCAUAAACACCAGGCUGCUGUUGCCAUACCAACUGCCAAAUGCAAUUACAUAAGAGCUUUACGAUGCUCAUUAAAAGGACAUGAUCUGCCUCUGUCAUCGCUCCUUUUCAUGAGGGGUUAUCAAAGGCAGCGUUGGCACCGGUAUCUGCGUCUUACCAAGACUGGAGGCCACCUCGUCCAGUGAGAUCCAGAUGGGGCUGUGCGGUGGGGGGUAGUCAGGGUAGAGGGCCAAGAACUUCUGACAGAGCAGACCCAGACUCUUCUGCUUCCUGCUCGGCUUUUUGUCCGCGUCGUCCUCCUCGUCCAACUGGAAAGACAGGCACACGGUCGAAAUAUAAAACCGGUCUUUAUCACCGUCAUGGGAAUUUCAAAACCCCCUCGAGGGGCUUUGCUGAAUCAAAAUCAAGGGAUGCGAAAAAAAACUGAUAGUGAGUUUGACUCAGCGUUUAAAUUGGCUCACAAAUCAGAUCAGCGCUCUAAAUUACUUUCCUGUAACGUGUUUUCAGGGGGCAGAUUUGGAGAAACUAAUCGAAUCCUUUAAUGCCUUUAAUUAUGUUUUUGAUGAGGCUGGAAAAACCUCAAAAAUAUUGCAUAUGCCGAAUAAUUGUCUUUGGCUCUGGCUGCCAUCUAUUAUAAAACACAGUUUUAUCAUGUAUUACUGCAUAAUUGAGCGUUUGUGUCUGUGCUUUUGAAAACUCUCUAUCUUGGGAAAAGUUUGGACUUUCUGAGGUUUUCAUAUCAUAUUUUGAGUCCAUAAUGAGCAGCUGGAAUCUAACUUCAUAAUAAAACAUUUUACUCAUAACUUGAAACACCUCACUGAUUAUUAAGUUGACCUUUAACCUCUUGGGCAGCUGCAAAAAGUCUCACAUACCUGACAAGAGUCUUCCACCUCGGCGUCCUCCGCCGCCAUCACUUGUGGACUCGCAGGUUUCUCCUUCUCGUUCUCUAUGGGCCUGAACAGAACCUUCUUCAUCUCCCUGUCCCUGAUGUCCGGACUCGCAGCGCUGAUCAGCAUCUUCAGGUUGGCUGUGGGCGUCCAGGGUUCAGUCAGUACUGUGUGCUUGAUGGGGGUGAUGUGGGCCAGGUCAGGGGUGGCGACUUUCCUGAAGAUCAGGAGGGGGGUGGGGGACUCUGUGGAUUUCAGGGGCGUGGAUUUUCUCCUCUCGGUGCAAAUGUUUUCCUGAGAGAGAAAUAUGAGGAUAUUUAUCUGUUUCCAGCUCUUCUCGUGACUUAACUCCUCUCUAAAGAUGAUAUAACAUCUCUUGAAUCAUUCAUCCACCCUACCUUCUGCUCACUGUGGCCCCCAUCCUCCUCUGACUCCACCUUGAAACUUUUUUUCCUGGGACUUGUGAGGUCUUUGAGAGCCAGACAUUCAACUUCCAUCUGCAGCCAAAAAAAGUCAAGAUAUUACCGGAACAUCAUGCAUCAAUACCCGGGCUGAUAUUCCUGUAGGUCUUAUGAGGGAACAGGGAGAUUUUAGGCGGUAAUGUUGCUGCAAACUCUGCCGGGUGGGAGGCUGAAUUUGGCGCACAGAGCUUCGGCUAAUUAGCCUUUAGCGAGCUAACGCCUAUGACACAGUUAUUAACCUCAGUAUAGUGCGAAUUGGUUUGAUUUUAACACUGAUAAACUGCUUAAAUACAUAUAAAACAGACAGCGUUUUACCACAUGACAUUAACUUACUGCAUUAGGUGUAAUAUGAGGUGGAGACUAUGUGUCUAUAGUUGAGAAAAGGACACAUUCACCCUAAUUAGUCACUAUAUUUAGACAAGAUGUGGUAAAUCUUGUAGUAAGUCAUAACUUUUUGAGGUAUAAUUAAACUAAUAAAGGCAACUUUGGCUAUAAUUAGCUUCUUACUUAGCAGGGAACAUACCAUCAGUGAGAGAAAACGCAGAUAUUUACCUUUUUCUCCUCUUGAAUGACUGGAUUAAACCUUCAAAUGUAGCUCCAGGUCCACCUUUCCUCACUCUCCGGUUCUCUCUUUCUUCAAUCGAACAUACCAGCUUUAUUCCCUCCUUAAGAAAUAAGCGGGUAGUCCCCCUUCACUUCCACCUUCAGCCCUCUCCUCCGAGUCUCACUGUCCCGGGGAGACCUCUGCUCUAUCACCCGCUCAAGCUUGUUUUCUGGCGCUCUCGGGCAUCUGGAUGACUCCAGCCAAUCAGCGCGCGGUUGAACCGCUGCGUCACAGAGUCCAAGCCAAUCGGUGCUGUUGUGCUCGGGUGCGCGCCUCGGCUUCCACCAAUGGGUGCGUUGAAAAGCCACGCCUCCUUGAGAUAUGUUGGCGGGGCAACCGGCGCGCUCGCUCCAAGCCCGCUAUGGAGUCUUUAAAAAGAAGAGGUCUCACUCUGUAGCUUAUUCUGUGGACCUUUUUCCUAGAAAUAAUAAAUGAUAAAGGUUUGAAGUAUGGCCAGGUAUUCUAUAUGGUGGCUGAGAACCACAACUGCUGCAAAUAGAAAAGAAUACAAAAAAGGAAGCCACGAUGGAAGUUGUCAAUGCAAAUAAAAAAGAAACGGUGCAGAUAAAUUAAAAAAAAAAGGCACAAUGGAAGUUAAUGAUGCAAAAAAAGAAAAAAAAGGCGUUGCAAAACAAAGUACAGUACAGUUGCUUGACUCGUAGAAAUAAGUACCCAGACCCCUCUUUUUUUCAUUUUUGGUCCCCAGCUGCUCACUUCUGUCUUUUUGAUUUGCAUCCUUUUAUUUCUGAAGUACGGAACUUUUUUUUUUUCUUUUUCCAUUGCCACUUUUUUGCGCCAUUAACUUCCAUUGUGCCUUUUUUUAUUUGCAUCCUUUUAUUUUCUCAGUAACUAUUAUUAUUGGCACAAUUGGUAACUCCCAUUGUGGCUUCUUCUUCAUUUUCUCUUUUUUGCAUCCUUUUUUAUUUGCAGCAGUGGCGGUUUUUGGCCACCAUAAUUUUAAAUUAAAACUACCGACUCUUUUGGAAAAAUAAAAUAAAAUAAUGCAUUUCAAGCAGCGCUCAUCAUGCAGGAUGCUCAUAUAAAUACACAAAUGUAUUACAACUACAAAAUGAAGCUUCCACCAUCCAAUUUUUGAGUUUAUUUCAUGUAAAAUUAAGAAAAAUAACAAACCAAGAAGGUUUUGAGAAGGGUUACUGAGCAAUUAUGUUAUACAAAUCACAGCAUAAGUGUAACAUUUUAAAGAAAUCUCGUCAUUCAUGAAAACAUCCUUUUGAAAAUGCUUAUUAGUAAAAUCAAGGUGAAAUUUGUGGAAUGAGACAAUCAUUCAAAUAAUGCCGUUUCACUAGCUUGAUAUGAGAUGCAUUAGUUCACUAUAGCAAGUGUAUAUGACUGAGAUUUAGAGAAGAACAUCUGAGACCAGUGACACGUCGUCGCAAUAGACGAUCUUUGACUCUCAGCUGGGUACUUUGGCUUGUCUCCUAUUUCUUCUCCCACAGUGACGCCCUAAGCGUCAAGUACCGAAGCCGAACACCUAGAAACCCGCUAUUAAUACCCUUCCCCGGACCACAGAGGCCUUUGUUUCUGCUGCUUGGAGUAAUUACCUCUGCGGCUGAAACAGACAGAUGGGGGUCGAAGGUGGGGGGGCGUCAGGAGUGGCGCUAAUAUCACCUGAGCAACAGCGCGAAAAGUUGUGGGUGGGAACGAGAGCUCGCAUUUUUAGCAGCCAGGGUCCCGCCUUGUAUGCAAAGGGUGUCUAAGGACGAGCCCAUUACAUAACAUCCUCCAAUACACAAAAUCUACCGCCAAAUACUAUUCAAAUCUGGACUCUGAGAGGAGAGGGGGGCAGGGGUUUUUAGAUGAUGAGGGUUCUUGAGUGAUCUGUCUGUGAGUUUCAAUAGUAGACCAGAGCAAUGACUCAAACUAUCAAACUAAUCAGCAAAACUUCCAAAAAACAGGAGAACAAGAGAAUAUUUAUUGUUCUACAGGACCAGUGGGUCUCUGAAGUAUUCAUUCAGUAAGUUGCAUUAGUUCAGUGAAAAGCAGUAAAAGACAAUUAUAACAGAAUCAUUAAAGCAAAAAGAGGAAGAAGGAGGUGCAUGUUUUAAAUUCAGCUGAUAACAUGUCAAACCCUUGUUGUUGUUUCUGCUAAUGUUUGUCUUUGUUUUUCUGAAUUGCUCUGGAAAAGCUGAAAACCAUUACCCUCCACAUUAAGCACUCAAACAGCCUCCCCUUUUGUCCAGGUUUGAAUCCAACUGCAGCCCUACAUUAACCACAUCAAGAGGCUGAAACUCAGGAGUGAACCCUUAAUGAGUGGAUGGGCUGUUUAACAGAUUUGUUUGUUGUCCGGAGUAAUGGACUUGGCACAGGCGCUCUCUCUUAACAGCGCUCUGUUUUGCAUUUCAAACAGCAUCACACUCAAACCUUUCCUGACCUUUAAAGCUCGUUUCCUUCACAGCUCAGUCUGAUUAUGGCCGUGUGGACCACUGUUUGCAGAUCAUUGGUCCUCUAUUUCACGUGUUUAUCCUUUAGUAGCCUGCAGACAGUUGGAGUUCAGUGAGACACAUGCAGUUACUGUGAUAUUUGCAUGAACACUCUUCUUGUGAAUUCUAGCUCAUGCAUGAUUGUUUUCUUUUAAUUCUGCAGAAUCACAGCACUGCGGGACAGUUUGUGACAGUAUUACGCCAUCACUGGUUAAAACUGAUUACAGCAAGUUCAGGCAUGUUCUCUUUGGUUGUCAUAGCAAAGCAUUCUGGGAAAGGGUAACAGUCACUAACUGACACAACCUAUAGACAAGGCUUUAAGUGCAGCCACCAAAAUGUGCCAAAACGUCUACACUUCCUGCUGUUGGACAAAAGUGAAGCCAAGAUACACGACACGGGCAGACUGUGUAUGUGGAGCCUGAGUUUCUGCUCUUUCUACUAAAACAUACAUUUGACUCAUAUAUAUGUUAUGUAUAUGUAUAUAUGUAGAUCUUUCAGACGGGUACAGCCAGGCUCUCGCAGUUACAGGAAGUUUUAUACCUGAACAAAAGUUAUGCCAAGUUUGAUCUGUUUCAGGUCGCUGGCUGACAUAAAGAACCCUUUACUGUUACCAUUUUUGGCCCAAUAGGCUUCCGUUAACACCAUCUUAUCGCACUAAAUCCAAGUAUAUCCAACAAAUGAUCAAACAUGAAUCAGUCAGUGUGUUUACAUGCACAGCUUAAUCGAUCUGAGCUCAUAAUUUGUUUUUUGUUGUUGAAUCAGACUUCUCUCCUUGUCCUCGUAUUCAUGCAGCUGAGAAAAUCUAAUUAUUGACGCAAACAUGUCCUCCUCCCCAAAACUAGGGGGCGAUACAGGUCUUUUCAGCUGCGCUGUUUUCGGACCUUUAUUAAAGAUGUCUCCGUUUCUCGUUUCGCGACCGUCCAUAUACUUUUAAAUGUUCAUUUCUGUCAGGACAGGAAGCAUAACAGCGCAUCUGCAACAUGCUUCAGCCAUGUUGCAGUAACUUCUGAGUCCAAAGUUCUUUAGAUGAUAGCGCCACUUCUUCUCUGGUGCAUCACAUGCAUUGUCCGAUCAUACUCCCACUACGCUGGUUACAUGGUAGAGAAAAUCAAAUUUCAAUCGCAUCAUCUGGGUGUCUUAAUCGGAGUUCUCAAACCCUGAUUAUAAAGUGUUUACAUGCACUUCAGUUGUCCGGUCUUAAUCGAAGGAAGGCAAUGAUUUGGUUUUUUUCGAGUGUCAUGUAAACGAACUGAGUUAACAUUUCGACUGGAAGUACCGACAAAGUUUAUUAAUUUGUAUUCGCUGAAACUAGACUAGACUUUUCAUUAACUUAAGACAGAAACUACAAAAAAGCAAAAAUGACUAUUUGGGUUUUUUUUUAACCAAAAGACGGUGGUAUAUUUGCUCAGUCUUGUCUUUGAUUUGCACCGUCACACACCAGUGCAGCCCCCAUUGUCCCCACUAUAUGUGACAUGACACUACUGGAAGCCCCCCCCCCCCCCAGUCAUUGUGUAUUGCAAGCAUGUCAGGAUGGCAAUGCAUUCAGUGCUAACAGGACCACUUUAUAACAACUUUCCUCCCCUCGGUUUGAGACAGUGGGCAGUGAGUGGGUCCGACUCCACGUGUGGUUUUUUCACUCCUCACUGACCUUUCCUCUAACUGCUUUUCCCUGAGAGUUGAUACAAUCACAGCAAACUCAGUUCAGAGAAUUCACAUCAGCUGAAAUGUCAAACACCUCCUCUGGCAUUUAGUUAGACUCUAAGGUGUAACCUGCCCUCUAACAUCGUGACUCUUCGCUCCGUCUGUCGUGUAUUAGGGAUGAGUUGACUUAUUUUGCAGCAGGUUCAGACUCCCUCAUUAUAACUUUACCUUUAAGUUAUUGUCCCAUUUCUGUAUAAAACCACUUUUGAGUUUAAACAAACUGUGGUGUCACUUUUGCCAUGAAGGAUUGAUUUACUGUAUUUGGGGUUCUGGACUGGUUGUAGUAAACAGUACUAACAGAGCCAGGGAGUAAAAUCUGAAUUUGCUGUUGCUGGUCUGGUCAGGCAGCUCUAUCAGCUGGAGGGUUCCUCUGCCGUGUUUGUAGGCGGGCAGGUCCUGACUUGUCCUGAUGGAGUUGUUAGGGAGUCAACUAAAGCUGUUCCUGAGUCAACAGCCAAAAGUGACCCCCUCCUCCUCCUGCAGCUCUAACAUUUAAAUAACGUCACCCAGGGCUUUGUUGAAGCCUCACACAGAUUAAGGUUCAGUGAAUCCUGAGAUACGUAGAGUUUUGAUUUAAACCAAAAGUGUGGCUGAAAUCACACCAUCAUCAUCUUGGACUACCAUUCCAAGAUAAUCUGGUCGAGAUCUAAUUUUCUCUUCCAUGUGUACAACUCUAUCAGACUGAAACUGGACUAAGGCUACGUUCACACUGCAGGUUAUGAUGCACAAUUUGGAUUUUUUGUUAAAUCCAAUCUUUUUGUGCGGUCGUUCACAUUACGACAACGAAUGCAGCAUCUAAUGUGAAGGGAAUGUGUCCGUGAAGUGACCCACAUGCGCACAAAACACAAAUUGCUUUCCGCUAACAAUGGUGACUUGGUGGCAUAUUGAUGAUGUAUAGGUCGAAUGAAUGUGCCUGAACAUCCACACUGCAGUCACAUCAGAUACAUAUCCGAUUUAUAUCCACGUACAACAGAGGCCUGGGUCGGAUUAGAACAAAUCAGAAUCGCACUGUUCACACUGACAUGAAAAAAUCAGAUUUGUGUCACAUAUGGUUAAAAAAAUCAGAAUUGACCUGCAGUGUGAACAUAGCCUUAGUCUCCUGCACAUGCUUCAAUAUUUACGCAAAAUAUCAACAAACGAAGGAAGGUGUAAAAACGACGAAACUUGAUCAUCAUACAGAGAGCUGAAAAAGUAAUAAUGUUUUUAUUGUUCGGUGUACACCCUGUAACAUUUUACUAACGUGUUUAAUGCGUAAAAAGUCGACCAGGAGACCACCCAGUAGAAACCCACCUUACUCAGUCAGACUGGGACGAGGACAGUAGCCUAAGUAAACCGCCUAAUCGAGCUUUAACCGUAGCUCCACUUUGCUGUCCAUGUAAAUGUACAGAUUUUUGGCGCCCCCUGUGGACAAAACCAGUCUAUUAUGUCCUGAACUGUGUGCUUACGUUAUGUCGUCUUAUAAAAACUCUCCUCUCACCGACCUUUAACAGUCGAAUGUAUCAGUGAGUGUGAAUAUUCUGAGUGGAAAUCAGUUAAUUCUGCAUUCUUCAUGGAGGUGAACCAUGCACUGAAUCAGUCGGCUAUAAUUCAUGGAAAUUAAGAUGCAUAACUCAAAUAUUUUUAAAUGCACAGGCCUCAAAUUUAGGAGCUGAUUCACAAAUUCAACGUGUUUCACAAUAAACAAAAACGAUCAAAUACAAAAAAAAACACAAGCUGCAGAAUUAACAGCCCUCAUAUUAGACACAUUAGACCUAUUUACAUCUUUUUAAGAUUUGAGCACCUUCACUCAGUCAGAACAUGUUGCAAGUAUCAAGAUAUCUUGUCUCAUUUGCACCAUAUUUGUAUCCUGCGUUUUAACCAACUGCUUCAUUGUCUCUUCAGGUUGCAGUGUGGUGUGUACCCUCAUUUAGUUAGAAAUAUGGAGUAAAACUGACUGAAGAAUCUGUUGGGAUCAGAGCAGGGACAGUAGAAUAAAAACAAAACACAACCCCGCCCCCCAGAGGUGACUGGGAGCUACUGCAUUAUUUUGUUGCGGUCAGAAGUCAUUAAGUGGAAAUGCUCUCUCACAAACUUUGAGCCACAGAAACCAUCCAGAGCUCCAUAUAUCCAGCUCAUUGAGGACACUAUGGGAUGUAUUCAGGAUUUUUAUUCCUUUAAAGUUUCCCCACUUUAGAUCAUUCUCAUUAUUUAUGCAUUAUUUAAUUCUACAAACAAGUUUAAACUCAUUUAAACUGGAUCAAACAUCACUGAUGCUUCAGUAGUAUCUUCACCUCUAUUUCAACUAAUAUUAAUACUUUAUUCUCUGCUAGCGUUAAAAGAAAAAAGUUUCAGACAACUCUUUGCGACUUCUCUCACUCUAGCCGACGAUUCCAUGCAAUACACACCCAUUAUAAUCUUCUCAUUUCUCCAACAAUGAUCAUUAUCAUUGAAGAGUGAUUGAUCAAAAACUACAAUACCUAUUGAAAUGUGGAUUAAUACACCGAUAGAUGAGACGUGUGUCUACGUUUUAAAGUUUAAAUGGAGUCUCUAGGUGAAAGUAUGUAAAAACUUAAGAUAUUUGAAAAACUCUAAUAAUUGCUUUUUUUCUUGCUUUUCCCAUCGAUUCCAAUGUAAAAUAUAUUCUGCAGUUUUUCACCAAAAAAAUAUAUACAAUAGAGAAAAGUAAUAGCACACUAAUCUCAAUCAGUUUGUCCAACAAAUCUUCAAGCCAUCAGACAAAGAGGAACAAGAAAAAAUAAACAGUAGGACAAUAGUUCCUCAGGGUGAGGCACUGGCACCUGUCCUUUAGUACAGGGGCCCCUUCACAACAAUGUUCUGUCCCAAUAUUAUUGUAUAAGGGCCGGUGCCUUUGUGUGUUUGUCCUGUGGCCCUCAUAUCAUCACUUUCACGAUUGACAGUCAGUUCUUGACAAAACACACUGGUCAUUAUUUGUCUUUCUUUACAUUCCGUUAUUGUACAUGUCAUUGUUAGUUUAACCAAACAUAGGUAUAUGACACGCACGUCUGUGAUUCUAACUAUGUGAGAUGUCCACAUUCUUGUGAGAUGCAGAGAACAUUAGUUAUUUACAUAUGAGGUUUUCAGCUCUACCUUCCACUGGUUGAGAAAGGAACUGUACAUUUGUACAAAAAAGAAGAAUAAAUGCUCUUUAAUUUAAACUUCUUUUUUGUAACUUACGUAUUAGUUAUCCACAUUCAGAAUGGGCCUGGAGAGCAGCUAUGUUGCACAAGUAGACCCUAGUAUUUGUUCCAUCUUUCAAUCAUUAGUCUUUUUUUUAAACCGGUUCUCCUUUUUCAGUGGAAAAAUGUCAAAAAUCCAUUUCUGAGUGUUCAAUCUCAUUUCUACUUUUUUCAGCUGCUGUAUUGUCAUCUCUGAGUGAGCUCUGCUUGAGGCUACCAAUGCAGGACUCAAAGAUCCUCUUUCUUGUGCCAACACUUGUCCCGUGUGUUAGGGGCCGUUGUUGUAUGUCCUUUUCACUGCAGAGUGAGCCGAUUUCUUUGUCCACCUCACACCCCAUCUACAGUUCCAACCAUUAGUGUUCUCUAUUUUUUUUCCCAGCAACUCUCAGAAUCAAUCACAUCUUGUAAAAAAAAAAAAAAAGAAAAUGAGAAAAAAAAAUGUAAUAAGUAAAAAAUGACUAAAUUCUGAAUAAUUUACAUGCACAAAUUGGUUGGCAGGUGCUGCAGAUAGAAAACUCAAGAUCUUAAACCCAAAACCAAAACUUAAUUUUUCUGUUCAUCCUGUUCAAGUUUGAGUUCAAGUCUAAGUUCUUGUCUCCCUAGAUCCCUGUGGGCUGUCCCUCCCUGCAGUUGUUCCUGGACUUGCACCUCCCAAAAGGGAUUAACCCUGCAGGGCGGCCACAUUCUAGCAAGGGAAAGUGAGCCUGAUGUGUCCUCUUCAUUGCUAGUCAUCAUAUAAUGGCAUAUAUGAUCAUUUGAUUUUAUUAUCACUAAGAUAUAUUAACUUUUUGUUUUUUCCUUGAUAAGUCAGGAGGUGCUGAUUUGUAAAUGAAUUGAUAUUUUUGCCUUAAACUCACCAGGACAAAGUCACACUGAAGUUUCAUCACCAUGCUCGACAAGCUGAGGUAAGAUUUUUUAAUUCUUCACUUAUUUUAAUUGUCACUGAAGUUAAUUUUUACAGAUACUGAAAAAAAAGACCACUUUCAACCCUCUAAAUACGACUAAUCCUUUUGAAUGCAUGUGUAAUUUGAGGAGCUGUGUUCUGCCUUAGAGUUUUUCAGAAGACAUUUCUUGGAAAUUUGUGUUUACAUCAGCAAAAAAAUACAUUUUUAUUUAAAACCAUUUUUUUUAAUAUCUCAGAAUUUGCUCAAACUUUAGAAAAUAUUCACAUUACAAGGAGUAUGUCCUCUCAUUGGUGAAAAAAUUGAUAACAGACAAGAUUAUCACAACUCCAUCACGCAUGUUACUGACAGUAGUCCUUUUGUUAGUUCACUGCCUUUGUGUUUAUCUAAGUGAUAACAGGUAACGUCAGCAGUUCAGGAUCCCAAACAUUCGCCCUGAAAUAUUUACUUUAAUGCUUUGAGUGAAAGAGUAACAGAGUACAAACAAACUCUUUUGAAACAUUAAAAAGGUCGUUUUUGGAGGUAGAGUAUAGUGGACAUGAAGCGCAAAACACACACACACACAAAAGUGUGCAUAUCUUUUGUACAUUGAUUUUAUAACCGUUCCUCCAAACUUGUGUUUUGAUUUAUUUCAAACACAGUGCCCAUGUGACCCAAACCCAGCGAAACUAAUAGCAACCAGACAAAAGUAACUGAACACAGGAUAACCGAUAAGCAAAGCAACGUGGUGGCUCCUACAUGGAACGUUAGUGAAAAGGCCAUCGGCACCAAUCGCCGCUGAUCGUUUCCGUUCAAGUCAAAGUGUUCAAUUCUACCGGCUUCUUUCUGGCGCCCUGUGGUUCAGCAGGGCUUCAUAGCCGAUCGCCAGGGUUCUAUGUUUUCCAGACGCCGCAUCAUGACGCUGAAAUCCCUGGAUUUCCUCCUCUGGAAGGACACAGUCUGCUGCUUAUGUGGUUAUGCGGCUGUCUUUAUAGAGACAACUCGUUAUCGCGUGAUUGCACGUGAAUUCGCGGAUUCUUGUGAGUCCUCGCUAUUCCCGCUAUUCGAAACAAAACGCGUCCAGUAGGAAUUGGCAUAUAGCAAAAAUCGCCGCAAUUUCGCUGCAGUGCCGUUCCGAUGCGUUGGGAAUUGGGGAUGACGUUGCACAUUUUUACUUUCAAUCAACUAACUUGAUUUGAUAUUUAAAAAAAAUCACAAUUUUUAACAAAUUCAAACAUAAAGAUAUGCUUUAUAUCCACCGAUAGUGACAUUUCCUAAGGCGAGGCGACUUACUUCCUGUGUCGUGGACAAAUUCCAUUAAGCGCUGCUGCACCACCGACCAAAAUCUAUAACGGUGAAAAAUGCCGAAAAAGUUCAGCAGAAGAUUGUCAAUGUUUAAAAGUUUCUCUUCGGUGAAAGUUACCAGUGAGGAGGAGCAGAAAACCAAACAAAAACACGAAGUACGAGAAAGUGAAGAACCGAGUUCCAUUGCUAAUGACGUAGGGGAAUUGGUAUAUGCUUAAUUUCAAAAUAAAAGCAUGCUUUUACAAGACAGGAAAUCCACUCUCUAAUGAAGUUUCUUUCACAGAGCGGCUGUUUCAGAUCAAACAUGACCUUGAACAGCAUUUGAAUUGGACAAAUACCUGAAAGUAAGUCAACUGUGGAAACAGCCCACAUAUCAGACGAUCAACAAAUAUUGGAGUUUGUGGUCGAAGCAAUAAUACCCAAUCACUGAAAUGAGCUCUUUUUAAGUCUGUGUAAUUUUUACCUUGAUUUCACCCUUUGAUAAACUGACCUCACGGAUGACUGGAUGCAGUUUAGUUGAUAAUUAAAAGAUGAAAACGUCAGGAGGUCAAUGCAAAUGCAAGUUAAAGAUCAACCAGAAAGACUCCCUGUAAGCACACGAGCGAUAACAAAGGUUUGGUUACUGUCUUUUGUACAGGAGAAGACAGACCGUGAUGCCACUCGGCAUUAAUCUUCUAAAAGGCUUCGCCGUCUUGGUCUUUCUGGUUAUGGUUGUUUUGAUGCUGCAAAAUGUGGACCUUCUGCAGGUGAGAACUUGGAACGCUGUCGUCAUUGUUUAAAUAUUUGUUGCAGAGGUUUGACUGGAAGAAGCCACAGCAGGAAGUAUCACUGUGGGGUUUUUGUCAGGUCUAAAAGAGCAAAAAGACUGGAAGGUAACACAUGCAAUUUUUCCAUCCAUCUUUCUCACCCUUUUUUUCUCCCAGCCCCGCCAGCCAAAGUCGAAAGACCACCCUGCCAUCAACUCCACAAAACCGCCCACUGAUCCUCCCGUGACUCGUGACUUCUGCACCUUCGAGCCACGGUCUCCAGCAGAAGCUCAGGAGGAACGUCUCUUACUGGACUCCAUUGCUUGGCCUGAAACCCCCAUUUUGCCAGCUCCUAUCUCACUGGAACAGACGAGUGAUCCGGCCAACAGCACCUUCACCAUCCUGUCAAGAGGAGAGUGGCAUGUCGGAGAUCAGCUGAGAGUUUUGAUCAGAAUAAACGAUUUCCAAGGUCAUGUGAAGAAAUCUGGUGGCGACGUCUUAGUUGCACGGCUGCACAGCAAGACGCUCACUGCAGGUGUAGCCGGGCAAGUGGAGGAUCACCUGAACGGCUCCUAUUCUGCGGUAUUCCCUUUACUCUGGGAGGGGGACGCACAUGUUGAGGUAAAAGGCCAUCUACUUGAAUGUUAGAAGCUAAAAGAGUUGAUCAUUUUGGAGGUAUUUAACAAACGCCGUCCACUCUUGUUUUAUCAGGUGAUGCUAAUUCAUCCCAGCGAGGCCGUCACAGUCCUGCACAGGCUGACCAGAGAACAGCCUGACAGGAUCCUCUUCACGAGCCUCUUCCACACGCCACACCUUGACCAGUCCACCUACUGUAACGUCUGCCUGCGUCAAACCAGCCAACCACAGUGUGACUUCACCGACCUCCGCACGGGCGAGCCGUGGUUCUGCUACAAACCGCAGAAUCUGGACUGCGACACCAGGAUGAAACAUGCUAAAGGAAAAUUCACGCAGAAACUGGAGGCUGAAGAGGACAAGCUCUUCCAAAAGUCAGUAAACUACCCUCGACCUUCCUAAAGGAGAGCAAACUGUGUAUCUCCUGGUUUCAAUCAAUCAAUCAAUCAAUCAGAGUUUAUUCGGCGUCACUUUUGGGAGAUGUUAUGUUGAUCGUUGUUUUGUAGAGUGUAGUGCAAAUAGAGAGGCAGAGAAAACAAUUAUUAUGGAUAAGAGGUACUUUCUUGUUGGUUUUUCUUCAGGCAUGUCAACAUGAAGGUCUACAUCAAGGCUUCAGGACCUGACGGUGUCACUGUGUUGCCAUCGAAGAAAGGUAAAUCUCUGUUUUUCCACUUCAGUCAUUCUCUACGAUAGAAAUCUGAGUCGAAGGGUUCGAAGGAUUGGUCUCUUCUUUUUAGCUCCUAGAAACUCGGUAAUCCCAUCUCCACUUUUUCAAAUUCUUCUCAGGUCAAACUCGGGUCACUAAAGACACUGGUAGAUACAAUCCCUCUGGAUAUUACUACCAGGGUGUGUGGCGAGCUCUAGGUGGCAGCAGAGUUCAACAAUUCAACACCUCCUCUGCCAUCAGUCAGUGUCUGAAAGGAAAGAUGGUCCACCUGUAUGGAGACUCCACCAUCAGGCAGUGGUUUGAGUUCCUUGACGUGUCACUACCAGGUAGCUCAUCCAGAGAGGUUUUGGGCUGCAGGUUGAUUUUAUUUACACCCUAAAUCUUGAACCUUGACCUGUUCCUUUGUGUUAAACUUGUAGAUGCACAGCACUUUGACUUGAAGGGCUCAAAACAAGCAGGACCUCACAUGAAGUUGGACCACAAAAACCGCUUCAUGAUAACAUAUCGCUGCCACGGUCCUCCUCUUCGUUUUCAUGACAUCCCAGUCAGUCAGCUGCGUUACAUUGCCAAUGAACUGGACGGAUUAAAGGGUGGCUCUGACACUGUGGUUGUGAUCGGCAUCUGGUCCCACUUCAGCACUUUCCCAAUUGAGGUCUACCUCAGACGCCUCCAGAGCAUCCGCAGAGCCGUGGUCCAUCUGUUGAAUCGGGGUCCAGGCACCCUGGUGAUCAUCAGGACUUCAAACCUCAAAGCUUUGACGCUGUAUGAGACGCUGACCAACAGUGACUGGUUCACCAUUCAGCGUGACAAGGUGCUCAGAGCCAUUUUCAAAGGAGUCAACGUUAAAUUGGUUGACGCCUGGGAGAUGGUUCUGGCCCACCACCUUCCACACAGCCUCCACCCACAACCCCCCAUCAUCAAAAACAUGAUCGAUGUCCUCUUGUCUUACGUUUGUCCCAAAAAGUAACGCUGGCUGAAGACUUCAGGGAGCGGAUAUUUGAGAUUUGAUAACGCAGGGAAAUCAGGUUCUUGUUGUUGGAGCAGAAACACUUUCAGGUUAUUUUACAGGUUUGGGCAAAAACUCUUUUUUCAGCACUGGCUGCUUUUUAGUGAUUCCAAGUUAGACACAGUUUAUUGGUGCUACUUUUUACACCGGUUCAGAAUCAUGAGAUGAUAUGAAGGUUUACAGACAAAAUCUAAAGCUUGCGGUAAGUUCCCGCUCUAGCUCCCCAAUAUCCGUCAGCUAUUGUUUUGUGUUACAGAUCUCAAUGAGGUCAUGGCCACAGACAGAAGGUAGAAAUGUCUUUUUUGGUGUUGUUGGUCCCAGAAUAAAGGGAGGGAGGGGGGGAUCUACUGUUUACCAGCCGGUACUGCCAAAAACAGAGACAACCGUGUCUAAAGGUGAUAAGACGAAAGAACUGGACGGACGCAGUCAGGGAAAAUACUUGUUUGUUGCCCUAGAGAACCUGCAGGUAUGGUGACCUCCAUAAGCGCCCUCCCCCAGGACAGCGGUGUCCUCUGGGUCUCAUCAUUGCUGGACGUCUUGCAGCACUUUGAUCAGCUGUGGUUGUUUUAAAGUGCUUUACAAAGUUGAGUUGAGUUGAGUCUUUGGACUUAGGACUUGGCAGUUACAUGACUGUGAUUAAUGAUUGUGAUAGAUUUCAGUUCGAUCACGUGAUCAGCUGUGAGCAUAUUUACUCGAUCAAACAUUGAGUAAAUCUGCUCAUGGGGAAGUAAACAGGAGAAGUCAACAGAAUGACAGGAUGUGGAGCUGAGGGCAGCAAACUAGAUGUCAGCCAUGACUUUGAGUCAUCCUCCAAAGAUGUUAUUGUUGAGAAGAAAAGUUAUUUAACGUCGGUUGUGUGGCGGUGGUUCGGGUUUCUCCAAAGUGACGUUGAGCAAUUAAGCCGUAAUGUAAGGUUUGUCGGCGGUUGGUCCCCUCAAAAAUUGGCAACACAACAGAUCUGUUUCAUAACUUGAAGUCCUUUCAGAGUGAUUAUGUGGAAAACAUGAAAAUGUGAGCGGAGUCUGUACAGCCCGUCAGUUUAGCUAAAACUAGCGGGGCAGCCACCAGACCAAAGAAAUCGAUCAUAUGAUCUAUGUUUACAUCAUCUAAUGUUUACAUUUUAAACAUUAUUUUUUAUUUUGGGUUAAAAAUAUGUUAAUAAGAUGUUGAACUGAUCUCUCGUUUCUUUAGUUUUUAGUACAUAUGCUUUAAAACUGCCAUUUAAGAAAAAAUAAAAAAAAUCGUGAUAAUAAUCGUGAUCGGACGAUAUGACAAAAUAUACUGUGAUAAUUAUUUUUGCCAAAUUGCACAGUCCAACUUGGACCGUCUGUCUAAAGGCCUGGCUCACGACAGAGUUAUGAUUUAACAGCUAGCCUCACAGGAGCGGAGUGUAGAGAAAACUCAUAUGCAUGUUUGGGAAGCUCAUGCUGUCAAAUAAACUCCUGAAAUCAUUAAAAUGCAGAGCAAUACUUUAAGAGGAUUUAUGAGUUUGCACCUCACGCCUCGUACCUGCCCGGCAGUCUGUAAAAUAUGUGACGGUUUACCAACAGAGAGGAUGUAGCUCUGCCUCGUGCGACUUCAGGUUCUGGGAGAGAGAUGGGAGGAAAACAGGACAAUCAGUUACAGAGACAGAGGACAGGGACAGGGACAGGGGAGAGAAAAUGGAUCAGUGAGGGAGGAUUGAUGGAGCCGCCUGAGAGCAGACUGUAGAUCAUAUUAAAAAAUCACGUACAUUUAAGUCAGCUGUGGCUAAAAGUCUCAAUAAAACAGGUGACGUUUCAGUACCAGAAUAAAGAAGAGGUCUCCAGCGGUGUUAAACUAGUAAAACUGAAAUAUGUAAAAUAUCAAUGAUGAUGCAAACUCAACAAGUUUGUAUUGUGCGUGGUAGUCGGUGCUGUGUCUGCAGAAAGAUCACAGCAUUUUAAAACAUAAUUUCUCUGCUAAUAU